Messenger RNA from Lithohypha guttulata, 1533 nucleotides. RefSeq lists its product as uncharacterized. The coding region runs from base 1 to 1533 and encodes 510 amino acids. NCBI's taxonomy places the organism in Eukaryota, Fungi, Ascomycota, Eurotiomycetes, Chaetothyriales, Trichomeriaceae. The transcript has a single exon. The record is from RefSeq and is a predicted model, not a curated record.
AUGUCGACUGGUAGUACUGGACCUGCCGGCGUUAAGAACCUACGUGCUAUGUUUGAGCACAAAACCAGCGACCAGUCCACAUCCCCAUCGAGUCGAGGCCGAUCAUCUCCAAACGGUUCCCUCGCUUCCUCCAAUAGUCGACCUGUGAGCAAGGUUCGAAGCAGUUUCGUUGCAGUCGAAAGAUCAGGGGAAGCAGGACAACCUUCUCAGUGGGGAUUAAGAAAGACUUCAGACGUGAGCAGCAUGGCGGAGGUCAGAGAAGAAGCUCUUAUGGGAGACACAACCAACGAGGCGUCACACACAUCUACGGUUGAAGGAUCAGAGCUCGGGGCCAUUUUGAAAGGCUCUGCAUUCGAGACCUCUUCUCUGCCACCAGUCAAUGGUUCAUCUGAGAGUAUGGAAGACACCCACAACGGUACGGCAGCGGAAAAGCCACAGAUGAAUGCUCACACAGAAAAUGCAGCACCUCUGAGCGGUAACAUUGAGCCGGAAGGACCACCCCCCACCAGCACCCCAUCUGUUGCCAACAUCAAGUCGAAAUUAGCGAAACCGACUCCAAGCAGCUUGGAUAUGAAACCAAUUGCUUCGAAGCCGAAGGAAAGCUCGAGACCGUUCAAGAAAUCUCCUACUCUUCAGAAGAAGUCACAAACUUCGCCAAGCAUCUCUGACAGCCCUGGGUCUCGUGUGGAGCCUAGAGGCGGUGUCAACAAGAUCGCAGGCGUAACUCAGUUUGCUAAUAAAGCAAAGAUGGAAAGAACGAAGCCGGAGCAAACGAAGAAGGACACUUCACCCCUGGCGGAGAAGAAAGCUGGUGCGACUGUUGUCAAGCCUCCUUCUGUUGCUUCGAAGCCGACAGCUGCAUCGAGAGCUCAUGCACAACAGCGCACAACAACUUCCGAAACAGUCCAGCCAAAGUCCCCAAGCUCAACAAGACCAGUGAAGCUGCCCUCUGCUGCAACAGCUACUACAGCAGCAUCGACAGCUCGUAAGGGUCCAAGCACAGCCACGGAAAACCCUGUCCCUGUGCCAGAACGAAGAUCAACGAAUACGCAAACACCUCGGGUAGCGAACACAGCUACCAAGUCUUCGAUAGCAAAGAAGGCCUCGAGGGUGUCACUAGCAAAUGGUGGUGAAGACAUGACUCGAUCUCGGUUAAGCGCUGUUCACAAGCCGGCCGACGAAGGAUUUCUAGCAAGAAUGACUCGUGCAACCGCCAGUAGUGCACAGAAAGCCCACGAGAAAGUGCAAGUUGAUAGUCCACCUCGAGCCACAAAUCGAAGAUUGUCGCUUGGAUCGAAGAAGCCUGCAAGCAGGAAAAGUCUAAGUGGCGUAUCACAAGAACAAUCCGGUGCUCAACCGACAUUGCCAGAUGCGAUUCCAGCCUCUGAAGAACAAACCAUAUUAGAAGCCGUCACACAUGCAACUGAUGCUGGACAUGAUGAGGAUGAAGCUGAACCAAUUCCGGCACAGGAUCACCACGAAGCAGUGGUCAUACCUCAGCAGGCUGAGGUGACGGGCGGCACCGUAGCUUGA